AUUUCCAGCCAUAACAACCACAUUUCACCAAACUCUCACAUCCAUCCACUCCCAUAAAACCCCUACAUGCCACACACCACCCUCACCUCCAUCUCACAUUUUCAAGAUCUCACCUUUCACUUUCUUGAAAAAUGUCUACAAAUCUUCAAUCAUCUCCCAUAUGCAAACUCUUGCUACUAUUCAUCCUUCAAUGCAUCAUCAUCACCACCACCGUAGCUCAAGCUCCGGCGCCAGCACCAUCAGGUCCCACCAACAUCACCAAGAUUCUUGAAAAAGCCGGCCAAUUCACCACCCUCAUUCGCCUCUUUAAACUUACACAAGUGGGUGAUCAAAUCAACACACAACUCAAUAACUCCAACCAGGGAAUGACAGUGUUUGCUCCAACGGAUAACGCUUUCUCUGCUCUCAAAGCCGGAACCCUAAAUUCUCUCUCUGAUCAACAGAAAGUUCAGUUGUUGCAGUUUCAUGUCCUUCCGCAGUACCUCACAACGUCACAGUUUCAAACUAUUAGUAAUCCGUUAAGAACACAGGCCGGAGACAGUGCCAGCAAUAAGUUUCCGUUGAAUAUAACCAGCUCCGGCAACCAAGUGAAUGUGACAACCGGUGUGAUGGAUACGACGGUGUCCAAUACUCUCUACACUGACGGUUCACUUGCCGUGUAUCAAGUUGACCAAGUGUUGUUACCCAUGAGCAUGUUUGGUCCACAGUCUCCGGCUCCGGCUCCGGCACCUGCAAAAAAGAAGAAAUCUGGCGCUGAUGACGAUACUCCGGCAACUGAUGACAGUUCUCCUAGCGCUGAUGCCUCCGGUGCGGUUGGUUUUGGCGGGCUUGUGCGUGGCUUGAUCGUGGGGUCCGUUGGAGUGAUCGUGUUCAUCGUCUUGAUCUGUUUGUGAAAAUAAACGGUGAAGAUGAUGACUGAUCAGAAAAAGGAAUUGGGCAUACUUUUGGAAUGAUUUUUUUUUUACUAUGGUGACUUGGGUUAAUGUGGUUAUACAGUGCGAUGCGUGCUUUUUGAAUAAUUACAACCUAUGUCAUCCAUUUUGUCAUUGAAUUUUACUCGGUAUGUACUAUGUACGAUUAAUUGAAGUUCAGAGAUUUUUUUUUUCGUUUUCA
Molecule: messenger RNA, 1113 nt
Organism: Lactuca sativa (garden lettuce)
Lineage: Eukaryota; Viridiplantae; Streptophyta; Magnoliopsida; Asterales; Asteraceae
Product: fasciclin-like arabinogalactan protein 11
Biological process (GO): plant-type secondary cell wall biogenesis
Cellular component (GO): plasma membrane
Source: RefSeq, a predicted model, not a curated record